AUGGCUAGCCUACACCCUUUUGACCCCAUCACCCCUGGGGAGAUCCAGCUAGCGGUCCGCAUCCUCGAGUCCGCCUUUCCCGGGGUCAAGUUGCGUUACAAGCGCAUCGAUCUCCAGGAACCUACUAAGCAUGAGGUCGUUCCUUACCUCGAGGCUGAGCGCCGUGGAGAGCCGCGCCCUCCGAAGCCCGCCCGUCUGCUGAUGGCCCUGUUCCACCGUCUAGACAAUGGCUCCUUCUACAAGGCCUUGUUGAACGCAGACACCAAGUCCGUCAUCUCAGCCAAGGAACUCCCCAAGGAAGUCCAGGGUCCAUUGGAUGUGGACGAGAUGAUUGAAAUUGAGCAGCUGUGUCUUGAUCACCCUGUCGUCAAGGCGGAGAUUGAGAAAUUGCAACUGCCUCAGGGCAUGACCGUCUGCCUAGACCCGUGGAUCUACGGCACAGACGACGCCAAGGAAUCCCGCCGCUUGUUCCAGUGCUACAUGUAUAUCGUAGCCACCGAUCACGCCCAAAACAAUCAGUAUUCUCUUCCCUGCAAGUUCUCUCCUGUCUUUGAUGGUAUUACCCGCGAACUGGUCCGCAUGGACUACUUGCCUGGUGGUGCAGACUCCCAGACCAUGGACACGCAGCCGUGGAAGCCCGUGAAGGCUAUUCAAUAUGCCCACGAGCUGCUCGAUGAACCGAUACGCACUGAUCUGAAGCCCUACAUUGUGCAACAGCCCGAGGGCCCUUCGUUCAGUGUGAUUGGAAAUGCCGUUUCAUGGCAGAAAUGGCGCUUCCGUGUUGGCUUCAACAACCGCGAGGGGCUGGUGUUACACAACCUCACCUACGAUGGUCGGAGCACUUUCUACCGCCUGUCGUUCUCCGAGAUGACUGUUCCCUAUGGAGAUCCUCGUGCUCCCUACCACCGCAAGCAGGCCUUUGAUGUCGGCGAUGUCGGGUUCGGUAUCACAGCCAACCAACUGGCCCUAGGCUGCGACUGCCUUGGUCAUAUUAAAUAUUUCAGCGGUUACCGCACCGACGCCAAGGGCGAGCCUAUCCUCCUCCAGAACGUAAUCUGUCUUCAUGAAGUUGACUCGGGUAUACAACAUAAGCACACAAACUACCGAACGGGCGCCGCAACAGUCGUCCGUAACCGCCAGCUCGUCGUCCAGAUGAUCUGCACAGUGGCUAAUUACGAAUACAUCUUCGCCGUGAUCCUCGAUCAAGCAGCCAACAUUGAGCUCGAGAUCCGCGCAACCGGUAUCCUCUCUACCGUUCCAUUCGACAACGAAAAUGGCCAAACUGUCCCAUGGGGAACGAACGUCGGCCCUGGCGUCAUGGCCCCCUUCCAUCAACACAUGUUCUCUCUGCGCAUUGAUCCCGCACUGGACGGAUACAAGAACACCAUCUACUACGAGGACAGUGUCCCUAUGCCAGAGGACGACAAUAACCCCUACCUGGUGGGCUAUACCACCCAGCAGCAAGUCAUCAAGACGAGCGGUAGUGCCUCAACUAGUGUUGAGAAACACCGCGUCUUCAAGAUCCGCAACGACCACAUCAUCAACCCGAUCACACACCACCCGAUCGCAUACAAGUUGAUGACCUCCCCCAGCCAAAUGCUCCUUGCCAACCCCAAAUCAUACGGCCUUAAGCGCGCCCAGUUCGCCACCCGCCCAAUCUGGGUAACAAAAUACCAGGACGACGAGCUCUUCGCUGCCGGCGAAUUCACAAACCAGAGCAAAGAGUCUCAAGGCGUGGAGAAGUGGGCUGCACGAAAUGACGCCGUCGAGGAUGAGGACGUGGUCCUCUGGCACACCUUCGGUCUUACCCACAACCCGCGUAUCGAGGAUUUCCCGGUUAUGCCCAUGGAGCGUGUGAGCGCCAUGCUUAGGCCGGAUGGCUUCUUUACUAAGAACCCGGCGUUGGAUGUACCGCAGUCAGAUCAGUCGUUCAACAAAUCGACUUUGCACCCUGAGCCGUCUUGCUGCGCUGGACCUCAGGAUCGCAGUCAGGUGAAGUUGUAG
This is a messenger RNA of Penicillium atrosanguineum, 2004 nucleotides long. RefSeq lists its product as uncharacterized. Gene Ontology annotation, molecular function: quinone binding; primary methylamine oxidase activity; copper ion binding. The transcript has 3 exons. The coding region runs from base 1 to 2004 and encodes 667 amino acids. Gene Ontology annotation, biological process: amine metabolic process. The record is from RefSeq and is a predicted model, not a curated record. Lineage: Eukaryota; Fungi; Ascomycota; Eurotiomycetes; Eurotiales; Aspergillaceae.